UUGUAGGUGGGAGGAUAUCGAGACGGUUGCAGCAGCGUUCAGGCAGCGCUGCAGCUCUUCGACACCCGGCGACGCUCUGAGGUGUCACAUCUACAUCUGCUGAUUGGUUCGAGGUGUUUGUGUGAAACUUUUUUGCUGAAGGCCUCUUUGCCGGUUUCCACCAGCAGCUGCAGAACAGUUUGAUCGACCCACACGCAUCGCUCGCAUCACAGCGCCGUGGAUUCUCUGCUGCCGGUUGGUUAGUGACUCACCUGGUUGAGACCAGUGCUUCAUCUCUGUGGACACACCUGACCUGAGCUGAUGGUCCUUCAUCACCUUCCUCAGAGGAAACGCUGAGGAAGAUCAGAGGAUCUGUGGCGGGAGGUGAAACACCAGCCGGCGACUCGACUCAGAAGGUGAUUGGGUGCAGCGAUGACAGAUAGAGAGAGUCAGUGACAAAGAGGGAGGGAGGAAGGAGGCUGUUGAAGGUGCAGAUCAGGCCGUCAGACGAGAAAGACAAAAGACGGAGAAAGAAAGCCAACAAGUGUUCAGACAUGGCAGAUGUUUGGUUACAGUAGUCGCCUCAUGUGGACCAGAUACUGUGGGGGGACACCAGACCAGCCGCAGGCCCCAGAACUUCACCGAUCCUCCGUCCUCCUCGUCACCACACAGCCGUCUCUCCAUCCGCUGCUUGUCCUCAGGCGUAGAUGAAACAUGGCCGUCAGCUGGCUCCUCUUGGUUAUGGCGGGCGCCGUCUUCGUCUCCAUGGUCCUCCUGGCUGUCGUGUGUCUGCACUGCAGGAACAAAGGCCCGCUGGUCUACAUCAGACAGGCCAAUCCUUCAGAGGAAUCCACAGAGUUCAGAGUCAUCCAUCCAUCCCAGCCGACCAUCGAUCGGAACUCCAUCCACCCUUCCUCCAACCAGCUGUCACCUUUCUCACUUUCAGCAGAUCCUGGAACCCAGCGGAGACACAGAUCCUUCACCCCGACAGAAACUGAUAGUAAUCCAAGUUACGAGAAUCCAGCUGACGGACCUGACUACGUGAACAGUGAGAGUGAUGCAGAGGACCCAGGAUACAUAAUCGUGCUCCCCGAAGGUGAAACUCCUCUGACCAAUCAGAGCAGAGCCUCGACACCCAGUUCAGAUGUUCUACAUGAUUAUGAAAACGUCCCAGAGAAGAAAGAUGCAGCUCCAGCCAACCCAGCAUCAGUCUUCAAUAGUCCAAACCUGCAGUCAGCUGAGGAAGAAGAAGAAGAGGACAGAGAGUAUCUGAACGUGGAUCCGCUGCACUUCCAAAGAUCUUCAUCAGAGUUAUCAGCUCAGAGCGACAGCGACAGCGACGACGACGAGGGGAACUACGUCAACGUGCACGAUGGGACGCAGACUGACUGAAGGACCGCACCGAGUCUCCACCUUUACGUCGUGAUGGUGUUUGUCCAAAAGUGCUGAGAGGAGGAAGUGAGGAUGGAGAAUGACGGUGGAGUUUGUCUGGUUUGUGAUCUGUGGGGGUAAAACAAGAUUCUGCCGCUGAGGUUUCAGUUUCAUCAGGUUUCUUAAAGCAGGACGGUGGUCGGACAAAUCCACCAGGGGCCAGAAACAGAAACCUACUGCACAGAGACAGAAAUAUGUCCUCAGUGUUUAUCAGAUUUAAAAAGCAAAGUGUGACCAUGAGCCUGAUUUCCACCCAGCAAAUAAACAUAACCGGAGAUUCGCCCUGAACCUCCUGCCCCCCCAACAGAUCCACAGUCCUUUGAUGAACACACAGAAAGGCUUCAGCAGCAGAGGGACAAAAACAAAGAGCUUCAUCUGAACGUCAGGAGUCACUUUAGUCCAGAACAAGAACUGGAUUUUGCCCCCCUUCACCUCCAGAUCGCUUCAAUCUCUGAAUCUCUGAGGGUUUUUAUCUGUUGGACAUUUAAAGACGUCACCUUGAACUCUGUGAGAUUAUGAUGAGCAGUUUUAAAUGUACAGCUCAGUGCAGGAGUGGAGGUCAGCUCUGAACCAUCCUGAACCACACCGAACCACCCCAAAUCACACCGAACCAUCCCGAACUACACUGACCCACACCAAACCAUCCUGAACCUUCCUGAACCUUCCUGAAUCACACGCAGCUUUUAGAGGUCGAGGAGCGUUGAUGUGCAUCCUUUUGCAGCCUUGCCAGCAGCUCUGUGAGGCCGGUCUUACGCCCCCUGCACAGAGACGUACCAUUCAACAGCUGUGCAGAUGUUUCACUGUGGACCAAGAGACAAACAUGGGCACACGUCCAUCCUGAGAGCAAGAACAAAGUGAACGUAUCCUUUAAUGGGAUGUUUUCUCUACAUGACUGUCCCGCAGACAGAUCGAACCUGGAACACAGGAACACUAAAUUAAAAGAAAACAGUCGGUUGGUCCACAGUGAAAAUCCCCAAAGACACAAAGACACGAUCACUUCCGUCAGGAUUCACCGAUCGAUUAGAGCUACUUCAGAAUCGAUCAGUUUGUUCUCCAGUUUUUACAUUUCUGUCCUCUAAAACCAUCUGUUUGUCUUCUUCCCAGGUUAACCCUGUCCUCCCAGCACCUGUCUCCUCAGCACCUGUCCUUCCUGUCCCCCAACACCUAUCCCCCUCAGUACCUGUCCUCCCUGGCCCCCAGCACCUGUCCUUCCUGUCCCCCAACACCUGUCCUCCCUGUCCCCCCAACACCUAUCCUCCUCAGCACCUGUCCUCCUCAGAAUCUGUCCCCAACAGCUCCUGUCCUCUAGUCCUCCUUAGCACCUGUCCUCCCUGUCCCUCCCAGCACCCGUCCUCCCUGUCCCCCUCAGCACCUGUCUCCUCAGCACCUGUCCUUCCUGUCCCCCCAACACCUAUCCUCCUCAGAACCUGUCUCCUGAGCACCUGUCCUCCUCAGCACCUGUCCUCCCUGUCGCCUCAGCACCUGUCCCCAACAGCUCCUGUCCUCUGGUCCUCCUCAUUACCUGUCCCACAUUGAGAGGGUUAGAUGGUGUCAGCAUGUUUUAGCUUUACUUUGAUCUUACUGACAACUCCUGAGAAUGUCUUAAAGUUUUUUACAGUGUAUUUAUGUGUUGUUACCAUGGUUACUGUUGUAUCUGGAUCUGUAAUCCACUUGUGUGAACUAGAAUUUUUUUAAGUAACUAUAAUUCAAUUAAACUUGAACAAAACUUUAAACUCUUCUAGAAUUCA
Molecule: messenger RNA, 3158 nt
Organism: Chelmon rostratus (copperband butterflyfish)
Lineage: Eukaryota; Metazoa; Chordata; Actinopteri; Chaetodontiformes; Chaetodontidae
Exons: 14
Coding region: 694-1371 (225 amino acids)
Source: RefSeq, a predicted model, not a curated record